AUCGGGGUGGUGUGUCCAUCUGUGCAGACUAUAAAAGUCGCAUGAUCUGCUCAGCUCUCCAUACUCCUAGUUCAUUCUCCCGGCUGCCUUGCUGUUUGCUGACCAGAACACCAAAAGAAGUGCAAAAAUGUCUUCUAAAGAACUGAAGAGCCUUUUUGAAAAAUACGCAGCCAAAGAAGGUGAUCCAAACCAGCUGUCGAAGGAGGAGCUGAGGCUGCUGAUUCAGAAUGAAUUCCCCACUCUACUAAAAGGGCCAAACACCCUAGAGGACCUGUUUAAAGAACUGGACAAGAAUGGGGACGGAGAAGUCAGUUUUGAAGAAUUCCAGGAGUUACUGAAGAAGAUAUCCCAGUGAACGAAAAAGCAAAAAGAUGUCAUUCUGCUCACCAAGAAAAGAGCACCUGGGAGGGGCCCUAUUCUACCUGCAGUCCCCAACAUCUCUGUUUAAGCCUUUCCAAUUAUAAUGAUCUGGCUGUGAUAUCCAAUUAUUGCUAAUAAAGAAAUUCUUGAACAUG
Molecule: messenger RNA, 515 nt
Organism: Phyllostomus discolor (pale spear-nosed bat)
Lineage: Eukaryota; Metazoa; Chordata; Mammalia; Chiroptera; Phyllostomidae
Gene: S100G
Product: S100 calcium binding protein G
Exons: 3
Coding region: 128-355 (75 amino acids)
Cellular component (GO): cytoplasm
Molecular function (GO): calcium ion binding; transition metal ion binding
Source: RefSeq, a predicted model, not a curated record